Molecule: messenger RNA, 3248 nt
Organism: Hyphopichia burtonii NRRL Y-1933
Lineage: Eukaryota; Fungi; Ascomycota; Pichiomycetes; Serinales; Debaryomycetaceae
Exons: 5
Coding region: 253-3204 (983 amino acids)
Source: RefSeq, a predicted model, not a curated record
GAAAGAGUUUGCUACUUCAAAGGAUUCCAACGGUUGUUGAGUGAAUAAGUUUGUUUCUUUCCAGGGCCUCGUCAUUCGUUUAUCAAAACAUUCUGUUGAAGCUGACUUUUGCAAUCGAAAACAGAGUCUUUAACCCCAGUUUUCGUCAAUCGGUUUCUUUUAUAUUAAUACUAGUUGUUGGUAUUUGAUCUUAAUUGUUAUUGCUAGUGCUGUUUCUGCUUCUGCUGCUGCUGCUAUUGUUUUUUGUUGUACAUGACUGUCGAGAUAUCACCACAUAGAUCCUUGUAUGGGUCGAUUAACGAAUCCGAAUAUUCGCUGGAGCAGUCUGUUGGACACCUGGAUCCAUUGGCACUUUUGGGAUUCUUAUUGGAUGCUGAAAAUAGCCAUAAUAAUAACUUGAUUGAGAUUUUGGGUCUAAUAAAACCCACCAAAUCCGCUCCUUGUACUUCAAAUUUGAAUCUUAUAAUACGUGGGUUAUUUACUAAAAAUAGUAAAAUCUUGAAAAUCUUGAAUAAUAAUUAUCAGGACCUUCUACACGAAUCUAAUCCUAAAGACUGCUUUAAAAACUUCAUUAAUGAUUUCAUCAUCUACUUGGAAAACGGUGGGUUGAUUAUAUUUCAAAAAUAUUUUGAUUUAUUCCCAGUGGAAUAUGAUUAUCUGAUUUUUGCUAAACCAAUACUUCAUACUCAAAAUUAUAUUGAUUUCAUUCAUAAUUCAACUUGCUUACUAAGAAAUCCUUUUGUCAUUGAAAAAUUGAAUAAUUUUGCUGAUGAAAUGUUGGAUUUAGUCGAUAAUUAUAAUGAACAUUAUGAAAGUUUUAAGUUAAACAAUAUCACUUUUAAUAAUACAAAAUUAUUUGGUGAGUCUUUAUCGACUUUACAUUCAAGCUCUCCCUCGUCUUCCUCAAACUUGAACAGAGUUUCAAGCUUCUUCAAAAUUAACCAGAUCUCGGAAAGAACUAAAAAUGAAAAUUUAUAUUUGGCCAACAAUUCAAAUCAAAAAAUUGAAUUGGUAUUACUUGAUUUAUCAAAUUCUAAUUCUUAUAAUGCUUUGGCAAUUCUAGCAAUCCCCGAUCCCUCCAAUAUUGAUCAAGCUCGUUCUUUGAUCCACCCUCCUUUAAGAGUCAAUGAAGUGUCGAUCUCUUUCCAUUCAAAUACAAUAACCCUUCAUGCCUUGAGUUUCUCUAAAAAACAAAGGUCUAAUGAUGAAAUCUGUAUUUCAGGUGAUCAAAAUAUCUUGCUUUCUUGGUAUAAUAAAUUAUCUAAAAUUUUCCCAAAUUCUUCUUCUCCAAUAUCCAAAAAACCAACAAAAGAAUUUCAACUGUCUGGUUUGGGAAUUAAUACCUAUGACUAUCCUUCUUCUCCCUCGAGCAACUCGAUUUCUUCAAUUAAUUCCUCAAAGUCUUUCCAACAACCUCCUUUCUUGACUAGAAAACAAUCUACAACUUCAAUCAAUUCUAUGGAUUCAAAUGAUUCUUUAAAAUCGAGAUAUGAUAGAUCCCUAGAUAUCAUUCACAAAACUUUAUCAAAUAAUUCUCAUGCUCAUGAUACACCCAUUUCUUCUCUGGCUAAAAUUGUUUCUAUGGAAGACGAUGAUGCCAAUGAUUGUGAAUCAUUGGAUGAUGAUGAAUCAAUAUUAGCUAAACCAAUUGCUCCUGCUGGCAAUUUUUACGAAGUCAAGAAUAAUAGCAGUUUGUUAAAUCUAUCAAAUGACUAUCAGCGUAAACAACAAAAUAUCUAUUCAUCUGUUCCUGAUUUGUCAGAAACUAAACCACCAGGCAAACCAUCAAAUGCCCAAUCUUCCUUGUAUCAAUUGUCAUCGGGUUCUGCAAUUGACAUUAAUAAUUUUGGCAAAAAUCAUAAUCCAUCUUUUACAGAUUGCGAAUCAUUCGCUCCUCCAAGAUCUCUUAGUUCAAAGGCUUCUUCUUCUUCAAUUAAUCAGAAAAAUGUGACCAUUAAUACUACAUCUUUAGAAGAAGCCGAAAGAUUAAGGUUGUCGACUAUUUCUGAAAAAUCAGAUACACCAACUCCUAAAAUGGCUACUUCUACCUCAUUGCCUUCGCCAUUUGCAUUACCUUCAUCUACUUCAACGUAUUUCUUCAAACCUUACAAGAAUAGCUGCUCAACACCUGCAACUCCAAAAGACGUCGCCGAAGAACACUUAUAUAUCCCUCAGUCAUUAAAAGAUGUGAUUAAUAGUGAUUCUUCCAUUGACUUUUAUAUCACCCCCACUUCACCUAAAGCUAUGAAAGUUUCGAAAUGGAAACAAAAGUAUGGGAAAUGGGAAAUGCUCACCGUUAACGAAAAUAUUUUUUUGAAAAUUGUUGCAAACUAUGACUUGAAUAAAAGCUGGUUGAUUUUCUUCAAAGAAGAAUAUGAUGAUACAUAUGAUGAAGUUAUCGAUAAGCCAAUUAUGUUAAUGAAUAUUAAUGAGGAGUCAAGCAUAAGGCAUUCUUCUGCUUUAGACUUACAAGUUAAUUCGACUGAUUCUAUUAGUAACCAAAGUUUAUUAAUAAUGAUAAGAUGCACUAAUGGGUCUUUUGCCAGCUCGAUUCAUUCGAACUAUAAAAACAUUCUAGGUGUUAUCAAAAAUAUACCCAAGAAUAAGAGUGUUGCUCAUAGUCUCGGUUUUAAUGAUUCAAACGUUACUAGCUCUUCGUCAUUGAUGGAAAAGCCAAGUAACUCAUCUACAUUUACUAGCUUGAACUCAUCAAAUAUUGGGAAUGACUCUACUAUUAAGCAACCUGCUUUGAAAACAGAUCCAAUCUUGGGCAAAGAGAUUUCAUUCGCGUCAUUGAAUUCAGAUGAUAUCACUAAUGCCAAUAUCAUAAGUAACCCCGAUAACUCUAAAAUGUUAUUAUUAAACCAGAUGACUGUCAGGUUGCAGAAACAAUUGGAUUCUUAUUCAGCAAUAAAUAUUCCCUCUUCUUGGGAAAUAUUGUCUAUGUUUUCGUUAAGCAUCUUCUUAAUCAAUGACAGUUUCACUCAUAAGGCUUACUACAAUUUAAUACUUGAGAACAAUAACAUUGAUAAUGACGAUCCAGCAAUCGAGACAUUUAAUUGGUUGAUUGGAGAAGACGAAAAAUUCAAUAGAAUUGAAAGAAUCGGUAAAGCCGGUUUAUUGAUCAAGGCUGGUAAUGAUGAGAUCUUCAUGAUUGAAUGCAAAGGCAAAAAGGAAUUCAAGCAUUUGUUUGAGAUCUUCUAGUCAUUCUAACUAAACUUUUAUAGGCACUUUUUUGGUAUUUCGCU